AUGGCAGCAGUAGAUAUAGAGAGAGGUGGUGGUGCUGGUGGGAAAUUCCCAUGGAAGAAACAAAUUUAUGUGUUCUUCUGUUGGAUUUUUGCAGCCUUUGGUGGGCUAAUGUUCGGUUACGACAUUGGGAUUUCAGGUGGAGUGACAGCCAUGGAUGACUUUCUCAUCAAAUUCUUUCCAUCUGUUUAUCACAGAAAACUUCAUGCCAGGGAAGACAAUUAUUGCAAAUACAACGAUCAGCUUCUUCAGCUUUUUACAUCUUCACUUUAUAUAGCUGCUAUCUUUUCCAGCUUUGCUGCAUAG
Messenger RNA from Ricinus communis (castor bean), 303 nucleotides. RefSeq names its product sugar transport protein 8-like. Gene Ontology annotation, cellular component: membrane. The transcript has a single exon. Gene Ontology annotation, biological process: transmembrane transport. Lineage: Eukaryota; Viridiplantae; Streptophyta; Magnoliopsida; Malpighiales; Euphorbiaceae. The record is from RefSeq and is a predicted model, not a curated record. The coding region runs from base 1 to 303 and encodes 100 amino acids. Gene Ontology annotation, molecular function: carbohydrate transmembrane transporter activity.